This is a messenger RNA of Oncorhynchus nerka (sockeye salmon), 3547 nucleotides long. Its product is annotated as low-density lipoprotein receptor-related protein 1B-like. Bases 366 to 3233 code for a protein of 955 amino acids. Gene Ontology annotation, cellular component: plasma membrane. Gene Ontology annotation, molecular function: protein binding. The record is from RefSeq and is a predicted model, not a curated record. NCBI's taxonomy places the organism in Eukaryota, Metazoa, Chordata, Actinopteri, Salmoniformes, Salmonidae. The transcript has 17 exons.
AGAUUCGAGUCCAUUCAGAGUAUUGGCUAUGAUCCUCUGGCCUUGGCCUUUGACCUCUCCAGGAGCUCUUUCUACUGGGCUGAUGACCAGGGAACAUCUACAAGGCUAAGGAGCAGCAGCACAGGAUCCUUUAUCAUGGACAAUAUGGGGUUAGAAGUCUAGUCUGUGAUUGGCUGACAGGCCAGCUGUACUGGACCAACCAGAAGACCCGGUCUAUUCAUGUUGGAGCAGCUGAUGGGAGUGGAUUUGCAACGGUCUUGGCCAAGAACAUAGACCCUUUGGAGCUGGUCCUUCUUCCCAUUGAAAGCUUGUUGUUUUGGAUCAACAAAGGUCCAGGUGAUAAAAUUACUCUGGAGAGAUCUGGGAUGGAUGGGUUAAAGCCGGAAUCUCUGGUGGUCCUCACUGCACAGGCUCCACGGAGUCUGACCCUGGACGUUACAGCUCGGAGGCUGUACUGGAUGAGUGAUUUUAAAAAGUCCAUAGAGACUGUGCGAGUGGAUGGAAGUGGUCGCUACAGCUUUCUGGAGUUCUUUAAGAGGAGACCAGCUCAGAGCCUGGCGGUGUUUGACAGAUGGUUCUACUGGACAGAUCAGAAGGGUCUGUGGCGCUCCCCUCAGGACCAACCUAAUCAGAAGAACUUUAUUCAGAGGACAACACUCCCUGUCCUAGAGGCAUACCAUGAACAACAGCAGCCAAAAGCUCCAUCAGCCUGUGUAAAGUCUGGCUGCCAGCUCUGCAUGCUGACUCUGGACCUGCCUGCUGGGUUCACCUGUACCUGUCCUGAUGACAAACUGCUCAUGGCAGAUGGCUCAUGUGAAUAUCCCAGGUUUGCUUAUGCAACCUCCACAACACUGAACCUGUUUGAGUUGAAAGGGAAGGAGCUGAUCAAGACAAAACUGCUGACUACGGAUGACGUCAUGGAGUCUUUUGACAUCGACUGGAGGGGGGACUGGGUCUACUGGGCGAACAGCACUGGUCAUGUGAUGCGCUGGAACCUCAAUACCGGCCAAACAGAGACUGUCCCUACGCUGAGACCAGCCUGCGUGGUGGCAGUAGACCAGAAGAUGAGAAAUCUGUACUGGCUGUCAUGUGAUGAAGUCUGUGUUGGAGUCACUAACAUGGAUCAGGGUUACCCACGGAGACUGUACCAGUCAGGCAGUGAGGUAAGAGAUGUUUAUCUGGACUGGCAGCGGGGGAGGCUGUACUUGCUGGAGGCUGGCUGGAUCCUAUCUAUGAGACUGCCAGGAGGAAACCCUAGGAAAGUCCUGAGAGUGGAGGGACACAUCGCUGGGCGCAUUGUUUUGGACCUACAAUCUAACACACUGCUCUGGAACACAGAGGGGGACGAUCUGAACAUCAUGAGUCUGUUGAAGUCGCAGACUCACCUGGCAGGCAGAGAGUGGAAUGUCCCUGGUUCCAUCAUGGCUGCUCACUCUCCGCUCCUGGUGUCGCUGUUUAAUGAUGUCAUCACUGUGUGGGACCGACGGGACAGGAGGCGUGUCCACGAUGUCCCUGUCGGGCCAGGCGUUGUCAGGGUGAUCGUGGCUCUGGGUGUAAAGGAAGUGCCUCCUGCUCAGCCAGUCUGUACCAGUCCAUCAGUGAGGUGUCGGGGCUCAACUUUGUGCAUCUCCCAAACUCAGCUGUGUGACACAUUGAGAGACUGCCCUGAUGGUUUUGAUGAGGAGUCCUGCAUUACUAAAUGUCCAAACCGAGGUGAGUUCCGGUGUAAGGACAGGAGGAAAUGUAUUGAGAGGAGUCUGGUUUGUGAUGGACGCGCUCAUUGCCAUGAUGGCUCAGAUGAGAUUGGCUGUCCAACGAUAGCUGCUCCAACGUCCCAAACUGCGCCCCUGAAGUGCCGUAUGGGUUCCAGACAGUGCAAGGAUGGGAGAGAGUGUGUCCUGCAUAGCCAUGUUUGUGAUGGAGAGGAGGAUUGUAAGGAUGGAUCAGAUGAACAGGACUGUGGUGAAUCUCCAGUUCCACUUACUACAGCUUAUUUGGCUCCAACUACAACCGUUCCAGAUAUUCUUCCUGCUCAGCCAGUCUGUACCAGUCCAUCAGUGAGGUGUCGGGGCUCAACUUUGUGCAUCUCCCAAACUCAGCUGUGUGACACAUUGAGAGACUGCCCUGAUGGUUUUGAUGAGGAGUCCUGCAUUACUAAAUGUCCAAACCGAGGUGAGUUCCGGUGUAAGGACAGGAGGAAAUGUAUUGAGAGGAGUCUGGUUUGUGAUGGACGCGCUCAUUGCCAUGAUGGCUCAGAUGAGAUUGGCUGUCCAACGAUAGCUGCUCCAACAUCCCAAACUGCGCCCCUGAAGUGCCGUAUGGGUUCCAGACUGUGCAAGGAUGGUAGAGAGUGUGUCCUGCACAGCCAUGUUUGUGAUGGAGAAGUGGACUGUAAGGAUGGAUCAGAUGAACAGGACUGUGAGCUCCUCUGCAAAGCAGGUCAGUUCCAGUGUGCUCAUGGGAAGAAGUGUAUCGACCAGCAGCAGAUGUGUGAUGGGAAGGCACAGUGCCAGGACCGUUCUGAUGAAAUGGACUGCUUCAAGCCCACCAAGAGCUGCAGGCAUCGCUGUGACAACAAUAGCCGCUGUAUCCCAGAAACCUUCCUCUGUGACGGAGAGAGAGACUGUUCGGAUGGCUCUGAUGAGGAAGGCUGUGAUUCUAACAAGGCCCUUCCUCCUGUCCUGCCAACUCUGGCUCAGACCUGUACUAGUCCAUCAGUGAGGUGUCGGGGCUCAACUUUGUGCAUCUCCCAAACUCAGCUGUGUGACACAUUGAAAGACUGCCCUGAUGGUUUUGAUGAGGAGUCCUGCAUUACUAAAUGCCCAAACCGAGGUGAGUUCCGGUGUAACGACAGGAGGAAAUGUAUUGAGAGGAGCCUCGUUUGUGAUGGACGCGCUCAUUGCCAUGAUGGCUCAGAUGAGAUUGGCUGUCCAACGAUAGCUGCUCCAACGUCCCAAACUGCGCCCCUGAAGUGCCGUAUGGGUUCCAGACAGUGCAAGGAUGGGAGAGAGUGUGUCCUGCAUAGCCAUGUUUGUGAUGGAGAGGAGGAUUGUAAGGAUGGAUCAGAUGAACAGGACUGUGGUGAAUCUCCAGUUCCACUUACUACAGCUUAUUUGGCUCCAACUACAACCGUUCCAGAUAUUCUUCCUGCUCAGCCAGUCUGUACCAGUCCAUCAGUGAGGUGUCGGGCUCAACUUUGUGCAUCUCCCAAACUCAGCUGUGUGACACAUUGAGAGACUGCCCUGAUGGUUUUGAUGAGGAGUCCUGCAUUACUAAAUGUCCAAACCGAGGUGAGUUCCGGUGUAAGGACAGGAGGAAAUGUAUUGAGAGGAGUCUGGUUUGUGAUGGACGCGCUCAUUGCCAUGAUGGCUCAGAUGAGAUUGGCUGUCCAACGAUAGCUGCUCCAACAUCCCAAACUGCGCCCCUGAAGUGCCGUAUGGGUUCCAGACUGUGCAAGGAUGGUAGAGAGUGUGUCCUGCACAGCCAUGUUUGUGAUGGAGAAGUGGACUGUAAGGAUGGAUCAGAUGAACAGGACUGUGAGCUCCUC